AUUAGCUCAUUUUUGUGCUUUUUGUUUCAAAAUUACCAUCAGGACUUCUUGGGUGAUGACUUCAAAAGCCAGGGAUCUCAUGUUCCUUAUAAUGUCAAUGAUUUUUCUACACAGGCUUCUCAAAGUGGAUAUGCUGUUGAUUAUGCUACACAAGGAGCACAAGGUGGAUUCCCAGGGAAUUUCCUUAACUAGAAUUCUCAAGCCGGAUAUUCUCGUUUUGGUUCUGGAAAUGACUUUAUGUCUCGGGACUACAUGGGCCAUGGAUCACAAGGCCUUUUCACCCAAGUGGGAUUCAAUGAUCCCUUGCAAGAUGAUGCGACGCAGAGCCAUUUCAGUGUGGCGAAUGCCAACCCUCUUCAGUCCCAGAUGAAUUCUCUAUACUCCCAACCUUUUUCUCACUACAACACGCAACCAAUUAACAUGCAGGCUUCCCAACAGCAGCCUCAGGCUCAAAACUCCCAAAAUCAGAAAAUCCACUAUAACGGUUGAGGAAUUUAGGAGUUUAAUGUGGCUUUGAUGGGUUAUAGUCUUUGCAAUCAGCAACUGGGUUUGUGCCUGUG
Molecule: messenger RNA, 560 nt
Organism: Cajanus cajan (pigeon pea)
Lineage: Eukaryota; Viridiplantae; Streptophyta; Magnoliopsida; Fabales; Fabaceae
Source: RefSeq, a predicted model, not a curated record